This is a messenger RNA of Chenopodium quinoa (quinoa), 621 nucleotides long. Its product is annotated as serine/threonine-protein phosphatase 7 long form homolog. Lineage: Eukaryota; Viridiplantae; Streptophyta; Magnoliopsida; Caryophyllales; Amaranthaceae. Bases 1 to 621 code for a protein of 206 amino acids. The record is from RefSeq and is a predicted model, not a curated record. The transcript has 3 exons.
AUGGAGAGUCACCUACCUGACCUCGUCAUGCGACAGUUCGGACUGCAGCAGCCUAUUCCCCAGAACUGUGACACUGUUGUGCGCCUUCACGACAUUGACCGUCGGGGAAAGACGGAGACAAACUGGGCACUGGAGCAUUGGCAGUAUCUUCAGCUAUGGGAGCAGCGGUUGGGUCAUGUCGUUCAGGGUUAUCCCAUGCAGGGCGUUAUGGAUCAUGACGAUCCGUACAUGGUGUGGUACAGGCUUAUCACACGCCGUUUCAUCAACCCCAGCUACACACCACCGUCCACCCAUUACCACCCGGCACAUGACGUCAUUAGCGGAUAUGCGGCGGAUAUGGUGGCGAUGUAUGAUGCACUGUCCCUCGCCCUUACAGACGGACCCACCAGAGCCCAGGUCCAGCGGAUGCGAGAUAUGUCCGCGACUUCCUUACGCAGACAUGGUCACGGUCAUCUCAUCCAACAGCGGGACGGUGAUGAUGGUCACUCCAUCCAUUCGCGGUUCGACCCCGGCCACAGUAGCAGUGGAGGUGAUCCUACGUCGCACACAGAGGCAGAGGAGUACAUCUUCCACAUUUUGUUUGCUUAUUUAUCCAAAUCGGAUUUAUGUCAGUCAAAAUAG